Molecule: messenger RNA, 2528 nt
Organism: Lathyrus oleraceus (garden pea)
Lineage: Eukaryota; Viridiplantae; Streptophyta; Magnoliopsida; Fabales; Fabaceae
Product: auxilin-related protein 2
Exons: 9
Coding region: 384-1991 (535 amino acids)
Biological process (GO): clathrin coat disassembly; clathrin-dependent endocytosis
Cellular component (GO): cytoplasm; intracellular membrane-bounded organelle; vesicle
Molecular function (GO): clathrin binding
Source: RefSeq, a predicted model, not a curated record
ACAAGAAAUACACUCGAGGCGAAAUUAUUUGUAAGCAAUACCGCGUUGGAUUGUGCGUGCUUGGUCACUACUAUUACAGUGAGUGCCAGGAAGAAAACAAGCACCGCCACCACCCAGCGGAGUAGUGAAGAAAGAAAGCCUCUUCUCUCUCUCUCAGACACAAAUAGACAAAGGAAACAAAGGAUCCUUAUCAACCUUUCAUCCUAUAUUUCCCUAACUAACUUUCAUCCAUCUCAUUCUUUUCCACACGAUUCCCGCCACAACACUAAACCCCACACAUUUUUUCACCUCCAUUUCCACUUCCACCCUCACAUUUUUCAUCUCUAUUAUCAUUUUUUUUCCAUUAUUUCAUUUCCAAUUUUCAUUCUAUCCUCAAUUCAAUCAUGGACGAAUUCGGUGUAUUGACCGAACGAUUCGGCUUGAAACCGCAAGGUAAAUCGGCUCCAAUGGCUUCCUCCAAGCGAUCCGCACCGACAACCGCCGCCGAUUCUGCCUCCCGCUCAUUCGGAACCACUUCGCCGCAAAACGGAUCCGGAUCUCCCCAGUAUUCAUCUUUCGAUUUCGAUUACGGUGUUUUCGGGAACAGCGGUGUCAAAACGCAGCGUUCGGGAGGUUUUGACAAUGGCAUUGACGAGAUCUUUGGUGGAAAUGGGAACACCAAAUCGAAUGUCGGCAAGGGUGUUAGCCUUGACUAUGAUCCGAUAUUCGGUGGUUUGACUCAGUCGGUUUCGACUUCCUCGUCGUCGCAGGUUUAUGUAGAUGAUAUAUUCGGUGGAGUGAAUGAAAAAAGUGUUGGUGUUGAUGAUUUGCUUGGUAAGAUUGGUGGAUUGCAUGCUACCAGCAACAAAAGUUCGGUGAACAAAUCGCCUGAUUUUGAUGAUUUGAUGGCUGGAUUUGGUGGUAGCAGCGUUUCCAAUAACGGGAAAACAAGCAUUGAGACAAAGCUUCCUCAAAAACCAACUGCUACAUCUCAUGAUGAUCCAUUUUUAGUAUUUGAGACUUUAGACGAAACAUCUUCAGGAUCAUUCCUGGACUCAUUAGAACAAAUGAGUAAGAAUAGUUCCAAAGCUACAAGUGGCAGCUCCAGUCCCUCCCCAUUUUUGAGGCCUCCACCGUCGGGGAAUGCUUCAAACUCAAUUAACAACCCAAGUAUAUCAUCAAUAGAUGAGCUUGAGAACUUUGCCAUGGGCCGGGUGCAGAGUAAUGCUAGUAGAAGGGCGAAUACCAACACUGGUGAGAUUAAGAAAAACUCAGCGGCUAAGACAAACAAAGAUAAAGAAUCUCCGGCUACAAAAGUGAAUCAAUCAAAUGGUGCGGAUGAUCUUGAAUCCUUUUUCAGCAUGGGCUCUCGAUCAAACAGUGUACCAAAGUCAAGGACAACAACUAUGGAUCAUAUGUUUGAUCGCCAAGUAAACAAUAAAGAAAAACAUGAUGGAUCACAAAGAGUGCCAUCACGAUCCCCAGCCAAUGCAAAGAAAUCUUCACCCACAACAUCAUUUGAUGACUUGUCAUUGAUAUUUGGCGCUUCCCCAUCAUCGGAAUUUGAGGAAAUGGAAGGUGAAACUGAAGAAAGGAGAAAAGCGAGAUUGGGACGCCACCAGAGAACACAAGAGCGAGCGUUGAAAGCAGUGGCUGAUAUGAACCAGCGUGACCUUCAAUCCAAGAUGGAGCAAGAAGAGAGACGUCGAAUAGCUGAGACUGUGGAUGUUCAGAUAAAGAGGUGGGCUGCAGGAAAAGAAGGCAAUAUGCGGGCAUUGCUGUCAUCAUUGCAAACUGUUCUUUCGGCAGAUUAUGGGUGGCAACCAGUGUCUUUGACGGACAUGAUCACUUCAACUUCAGUGAAAAAAGUGUAUAGAAAAGCCACAUUAUGUAUUCACCCUGAUAAAGUCCAACAGAAAGGUGCUAAUCUUGAACAAAAAUAUACCGCGGAGAAGGUUUUUGACAUCCUUAAGGAAGCUUGGACUAAGUUUAAUGCUGAAGAGCUUCGCUAAGUCUGUCACUUGAGGUUAUCACUCUUCAUAAAUCUGUCACUUGAGGUCAUCGCAUGUCAAUGGAUCCAUCAAUGACUUGCACCGUUUUGGUUUGGGGCUAUUCACUUGCCUGGGUGAUGCCUGAUGCAUGUUUUUCUUGUGCAGUCGAAGAUUAUUACUCUGCACAUAUAUAUUACCAUGGUGUCAUUUGGCUGCAUAUUCGUUGUCCUAACAAUGUUGAAUGCAAUGCUCUCUAAUGUAAGUUAUCAUAGUACAUUAUGUUAUUUGACAGUUUAGACGGCAACUUAUAUUCGGUGUAUGGUGUAUGUUUGGAUUGACGGUGAGCUUGAAAGAAUCAUAAUAAGCCGCAAUUUAGCAUAAACCAUACUUUUGAAUAUCAAAACUACGCCUGCGCUGUGGCUGUGAUUUUGAUGAAUAUCAAAACAUUUAUUUAUUUUUUGACUGAAAAUGCAAAGUUGCAUGAGGAUAAUUCAGUUAUAUACUUGUAAUUAGACUUUUUUUGCGAAAAGAAGUGUUUAGGUCGAUAUUUUAUUUGAA